AUGGGCGCCCCGAGCUGUCAUGAACCUGUUGUGCAUCCGUGCCUAGCGAUCUCCGAAAUUCUGCGGGAAAUUUUCUACUUCCUCGAUGAUCGCCACGACCUGGCCGCUCUCGCUCGGACUUGUCGCGCCUUUAUGGAUCUCGCGUUGGAUCGUUUGUGGCACGAACUGCCAGACUUCACUAUCCUCAUUUGCUUUGUUUUACCCGAGUCGAGAUGGCAAAUCGUUCCCCCUAAGGAGAUAAACCCACGGCCCAUAUUGAAUAUCGUUGCAUCCCCAUCCGUCAAUGAGUGGAAAAGGUUCGCGUAUUAUGCGACCCGCGUCAAGAAGCUUUUCUACAACACGAGGUUCAGCGUCAAGAAGUAUGCCGUCACUCGCCCGUUAAUAAUCGCACGCGAAGCACUUGAACUCAUACUCGAAGCCAAUCCUUGCGAGUCUAUUCACCCAACACGUAUCCUACCC
This is a messenger RNA of Gloeophyllum trabeum ATCC 11539, 459 nucleotides long. RefSeq lists its product as uncharacterized. Lineage: Eukaryota; Fungi; Basidiomycota; Agaricomycetes; Gloeophyllales; Gloeophyllaceae. The record is from RefSeq and is a predicted model, not a curated record. Gene Ontology annotation, molecular function: protein binding. The annotation marks the transcript as partial. The transcript is spliced from 2 exons.